Scleropages formosus (Asian bonytongue) is the source of this 1245-nucleotide messenger RNA. Its product is annotated as leucine-rich alpha-2-glycoprotein-like. NCBI's taxonomy places the organism in Eukaryota, Metazoa, Chordata, Actinopteri, Osteoglossiformes, Osteoglossidae. Bases 139 to 1152 code for a protein of 337 amino acids. Gene Ontology annotation, molecular function: protein binding. The transcript has 2 exons. Gene Ontology annotation, cellular component: plasma membrane. The record is from RefSeq and is a predicted model, not a curated record.
CAGUUUGGGGUGAUGAAAUUAUGUGGAUUCUAAAAAAACGAGCCCGCUGAAGACAUAUAAGGCAGACAAAGAGACAGUCAAACAUCAGUAUCUAUUAGUAGCCCUGCUGGAAGAAAGAAGUUUCACAGCUCCAAAAAGAUGGACACCUGGAUCCUCCCCGUGUUGUUGUUGUUGACCAGCUACUGUUGUCACGGCGUCUUGGCUUGCCCACACCUGUGCACCUGCUAUUUUUCCACCAAUACAACUCAGGUGGUCUGCAGUGGACCCUCUGUGUCCCACUUUCCCCUCGUAGGUCUCCCAGGCAACACAACGCUGCUGUCAAUCGAGAACACCAAUCUUAGCUCUAUAUCUGCCCAUCAUCUGGAGGCCGUACCCUUUCUGCAGGAACUGCAUUUGUCAAGUAAUCAGCUUAGCAGUCUUCCAGAGAACCUGCUGAAGGGUCUGACCCACCUACACACACUGGAUCUCACGGGGAACCAGCUAGAGCAUCUGCCCCCAGGGGUGUUCCACCAUGCCCCACUGCAGAACCUGGUGCUCAGAGACAACCUGCUGCACAGGGCUGAGUCCAGCUGGCUCCCUGUCAACAGUAACCUCACCACGUUAAACUUGGCGGGCAAUCACCUCGAUACUAUUCCGACUGCCCUACUUCAAAACCUGCCCCAGCUGAAGACGUUAGACCUGAGCCAAAACCGUCUGGAGAAGAUAGCAGCCGGCACCCUGAGCACGCUGUCCAAUCUGCAGAGACUCCACCUGGAGGAAAACAAGUUGAACUCCAUUGACCCCUCGGCCUUCCAUCACAACAAUAAGCUCACACACCUGUUCUUGCAGGAGAACCGACUGGAGAAGCUGCCCCUGGGCCUCUUGCAGGGCCUGCACCGCUUAGAAGUCCUGACCCUCAAUGACAACCAGCUCCAUUUCCUGCCCUAUGGUCUGCUGGAGAAGUUGCCUUCACUGGGGGCUAGCACUGGUCAGGGAGUGGACCUCUCCAAGAACCCCUGGGAAUGCAAGGCCAAAGCGGCCUACCUGUGGAAGUGGCUGCGUGCCAACAGGGAGGUUUUGUUCAGUCCUGAAGAUAUCCAGUGUAGGAGCCCUGAAUCCCUAAAGGGGAGGCCUGUCUUGUCUCUGACUGAAGAAGAGAUACAGACCGAAUAAAAUCUCAGGGGGUUGUACAAUAAUCGUAGAUUUAUUCAUUUUACCUUUACUCAUAUAGCAGAUGCUUUUCUCCAACUCGACGUACAUCUUAGA